AUCGAACUAAAAGCUAAUCAAUCUAGUGCGACUCCCUUCCUCCAUCUUCAUCUAGUGAACCUGCCCGUCCAUGAGCGCGGCUCCCAACAUCCAGAUGAUCGCUGCCUCGCUUAGGAGCUGCGAUCUAGGAAAGAAAACCGGAGGAGAGGCGGGGUCGCCGUCGCCGGUGAUGUCCUCGUCGCCUCCGGGUUCGCAUCUCUUGGAGGUCAGCGAUGAGAGCGCCGGAGAAGUAAGGGUGGAGCUCAUCUCAGAGACUGCGCUGCCGUGUCCCUGGGAGCAGUGCCUUGACAUGCGCACAGGGGAGGUUUACUACAUCAACUGGGAGACAGGAACGAGGAUCGCCACGGACCCGCGAACCACCGCUGUGUACUGCUACCAGUCCGGGAAAGCCCACGUGUCCUCCUCGAACGACAGCUGCACCGGAGUCGGCGAUGGCGAUGGGUACGAGAGCUGCGUCGAUACGGCCAACUCCUCAUGCGUCUCUUCCCUCUCCUCUUCGUCUCCCUCUGAUUCAUCUGUAACCGGCGAGUCCGGCAGAGGUCAAGUCCUCGUCGCCGCCGGCUGCCGGUCAUGCUUCAUGUACUUCAUGGUGCCGAAGAGCGUAGACGCCUGCCCCAAAUGCUGCGGCAACCUCCUCCACCUCGGCCGCGGCGGCAGCGUCUGAUCGAACUACUUCUCUUGUUCUUGUACUUUGGAUCGAUCCAAUGAGAAAAAGAUCAAACUUUUUUGAGCAAGAACGAUCUUUUUGCUUUUCAUGUCUGGUGUGAUCAACAUCAAUGUACACCAAGGAAGUGCUUGCUUAUGUGUUUUCUUCGACAUGUUCUUUAGGAUUUCAUUCCUCAUUGGUUUAAAGUGAUUGAUAGCAAAGUGAUGAUUCCUUUA
Molecule: messenger RNA, 882 nt
Organism: Zingiber officinale
Lineage: Eukaryota; Viridiplantae; Streptophyta; Magnoliopsida; Zingiberales; Zingiberaceae
Exons: 2
Coding region: 71-664 (197 amino acids)
Molecular function (GO): protein binding
Source: RefSeq, a predicted model, not a curated record